CUUUGAUCGAUAUGUAUGCAAAGUGUGGGAAUGUUAGGGAUGCUCGUCUUGUCUUUGAUACUUUGAACGAGCGAGACUUAGUCUCAUGGAAUGCUAUGGUCUCUGGAUAUUCCAUGCAUGGUUUAGGUAGCGAGGCCCUGAAAAUAUUUGAGACGAUGCGAAGCAUGGAUAUCAAACCUAAUACCUUAACUUUUGUUGGCGUUCUUUCAGCAUGUAGUAACACUGGUUCAUUGGAUCUAGGAGAAAUGUACUUCUCCUCAAUGCGAGACCAUUAUGGUAUUGAACCUAGUGUAGAGCAUUAUACUUGCAUGGUGUCACUUUUAGGGCGAUUAGGUCAUCUUGACAGGGCGGUCAAAAUGAUCGAGGAGAUUCCAUUUGAGCCCAGCAUUAUGAUAUGGCGUGCUCUGCUUGGGGCAUGUGUUCUCCAUCAUAAUGUCGAACUUGGGAGAACUGCUGCAGAACGUGUUCUUGAGAUGGACCCACUAGAUAAUUCGACCUAUGUGUUAUUGUCUAACAUUUACGCCACUGCAAAGAAGUGGGGUAAUGUUUCGUUUGUCAGGAAAAGCAUGAAGAAGAAACAUAUAAAGAAGGAACCGGGACUAAGUUGGGUUGAAAACCAGGGAAUGGUUCAUUAUUUUUCUGUUGGAGAUGUUUCACAUCCUGAUAUUAAACUAAUUCAUGCAAUGCUGGAGUGGUUCAAUUUGAAAAGCAAGGCUGAUGGAUACGUUCCGAAUCUUGAUUCUGUUUUACUUGCUGUUGAGGAUGAUGAAAAGGCACAGCUUUUAUGGGUACAUAGUGAAAGGCUUGCUUUAGCUUUCGCUCUGAUUAGAACUCCGCAAAGUAGCCCAAUUCGUAUCAUUAAAAACCUCAAAAUAUGCAUGGACUGCCAUGCAGCAAUCAAAAUUAUUUCAGCCCUUGUGCACAGAGAAAUUAUUAUUAGAGAUAUAAACAGAUAUCAUCACUUCCAGGAUGGGAUUUGUUCUUGUGGUGAUUAUUGGUGAUACAGUCUGAUUUUGGCUUUUUAGCAGUCACUGGAUGCCUUAUUAAUCCAUUGUAUAAUUGAAGCUUGUGAGUUCAGCUUGAAGCUAGGAUUCUAGAUCUGGCUAUGUGCUGAAAGUGGUGGUGCAUGAAUGCUUUCAUAAGGCGCUAUGAAAACAUUGGUCAAAAUCUGGACGAUCACCUGAGUGGAGUGCUGUUCAUAUAAGCAAAAUGUUAUGAAAGUAUGAGGUGACAUAUUGCAAUGGCAGUAUGGCAGUCCAGUGGCACCGCGCCGUGAAACCCCACCAUAACAACACUGCUUUUCCUAUCCGGCUAAUUUGCAUGUUACAUUUUAUCGAUUGUACAACUGUACGCUGAGCUGUUAGGAGGCUUACUUUGACACUGCUUGGACAAUGAUAGAGUUACAUUCACUCAGAACUAACCUGAUAGGUCUUCAGAGCCUCUCCACCUCCGCCUUCUUCACUGGGUGAGGAUAUGAUAAAGAACAAGGAAAAACUGAUGUAGUGCAUUUGAGUCUCCCUUUCAUAGGAAAUUUCUGUUCAUUGAGUCUUUCUGUCCUCGAAUAUCUGUUUUGGGCUUGCAAUUUUCACAGUAAAUCUGCCUAACCUAAAAAUACAUGGCAUACAACCCCACAAAAAACACAACCUUAGCACUCCUUCAGGAUGACAGUCUAUUAGGCUUGGCAUGAAGUCAGCAAGUUAGCUGUCAAACCAUAUCAACUUAUUUCAUAUCUUUAAACUUAAAAAAGCCUAAAAAUCUAGGAUUUCUUUCAUUCCUUCCCAACUUGUAUUCUCUCUUUGUUUUUACUGAUUUCUAAUUUGAUUUUGCUUCAAUUUUCUUUGAUUUUUGAUAAAUUGGACGAACAACGAACACAAUUGCAUUGCAG
Molecule: messenger RNA, 1885 nt
Organism: Cuscuta europaea
Lineage: Eukaryota; Viridiplantae; Streptophyta; Magnoliopsida; Solanales; Convolvulaceae
Source: the annotation of a GenBank genome assembly